AUGCCACCGGAACGAACUAUGCCAUCAUCCAUUAAGAACAAAAUCAAGCGUGAGGAGGUCGCGCGCAAAGCCAAACGGACCAAGAGGCAGGAUAAACUCCAAAAGCGCCUGGAGAGGGCGAAGAUCGAAGCAAAGGAUCCAGCGGUAAAAAGGAAACGGCUUGAAGAGAAUGUUCCCCGCACGCUGGACAACACCCGUGAAUACGACCCUAGCUUCUUGACCGCAAAUCCAGCCUCCUCCUCUUCGGCUCAACCCGACGCGGGACCUUCAAACACUCAACAAGAUGGGGCCCUUGAAGGAACACAUAUACCGGAGAACGAUGCCGACUUCGCCAAUGACCCCUUUGCCUCUUACUUUACGGCUGCGGACCCCACGAAGCCUCCAAAAGUCCUUGUAACUACCUCGCCUCGUGCAACAAGGGCGAGCUAUGAAUUCUGCGAAGAACUGUGCGCUAUCUUCCCCGGGUCAGAAUUUGUGAGGCGCAACAAGAAGAGCCGUGGCUUCGAGAUGGGAAGAAUCGCUGGAUGGGCGGCGGGCAGAGGUUACGGCGCGCUGAUGGUCGUAAACGAGGAUAUGAAAAAGCCCAAUGCCAUCACCAUCGUGCACUUACCUGAGGGACCGACGGCGUAUUUCAAGCUCACCUCAAUCCAGCUAUCGAAGCAGAUUCAUGGGCAUGCGCGUGCCACCGCACAUUACCCGGAACUGGUCUUGAAUGGCUUCGUUACUCGUCUAGGUCAUGCGGUUGGGCGAAUGUUUCAGACGCUUUUCCCUCCACUCCCAGAAUUUCAGGGCCGGCAAGUAGUAACGUUGCAUAAUCAACGCGAUUUUCUAUUCUUCAGGAGACACCGGUAUGCCUUCCGCUCAACUGAGAAAGUGGCGCUUCAGGAGAUCGGUCCUCGAUUCACCUUGAAGUUACGUUCGCUGCGCAAGGGGCUGCCCGCUGUCCAAAACCUCGGCGUUCCGCCGAAACCGCUGGAGUUCGACAACGGUGAGGUCGAUGAUGAGGAGCAGGCGGAGGCUGAGCGGGAUCAGCGCGAUGGUGAAAGCGGAGGAGACAAUGCCCAAGACGACGUGGACGUCGGAGCGGAUCCGUUGGGAGAAAAGGAAAAGGAAAAAAGAGGGAAGGCGUCCGUGGCUCCGACGCAGGACGAAUACCAGUGGAUGUGGAAGCCGGAAUUGGAGACGACGCGACGAACGUUCUUUUUGUGAUGACGAUUAUAUGUUUGAGAGAUGUGGAAUCAGAUGCAGC
This is a messenger RNA of Punctularia strigosozonata HHB-11173 SS5, 1249 nucleotides long. RefSeq names its product Brix-domain-containing protein. The coding region runs from base 1 to 1209 and encodes 402 amino acids. Gene Ontology annotation, molecular function: rRNA primary transcript binding. The record is from RefSeq and is a predicted model, not a curated record. Gene Ontology annotation, cellular component: preribosome, large subunit precursor; nucleolus. NCBI's taxonomy places the organism in Eukaryota, Fungi, Basidiomycota, Agaricomycetes, Corticiales, Punctulariaceae. The transcript has 6 exons. Gene Ontology annotation, biological process: maturation of LSU-rRNA; maturation of 5.8S rRNA.